Messenger RNA from Photinus pyralis (common eastern firefly), 7241 nucleotides. RefSeq lists its product as uncharacterized. The transcript is spliced from 3 exons. NCBI's taxonomy places the organism in Eukaryota, Metazoa, Arthropoda, Insecta, Coleoptera, Lampyridae. Gene Ontology annotation, molecular function: protein binding. The record is from RefSeq and is a predicted model, not a curated record. Bases 1 to 2883 code for a protein of 960 amino acids. Gene Ontology annotation, cellular component: plasma membrane.
AUGCAGCGCUGGAGGAUUGGUGGGAUCAUUUGCUUGAUUAGUGUGCUACAGCAGGCCAGUCCCGGACCAGCCUGUAGGAUUAGCGAAUAUCCCUGCCGGAAUGGACGAUGUAUACGAUUGGAUCACUACUGUAAUGGUAACGAUGAUUGUGGAGAUAAAUCGGAUGAACCCACUUAUUGUACAGUGUGUAAUCGCACGUAUUACGGGGACGUCGGCAAGACAUACGAUCUACACGUUAUUAAGCCCGUCGAGACGAGAUUGCCGUUCUUAUGUCACCUUACCUUCACAGCAAAUGGCCAAAGUCACGGAGACAUCGUGCAGUUAAUCUUCGACGAAUUCAAAGUCGGCCGCUACGAAUCGCAAGCACUGGACGGCUGUCCGGAUGGUUACAUGCAGCUAAGCGAAUUGGGACGUCCAUUUACCGGCGGUUCCUGGUGCGGUUCUUCAUCCGGGCCGGCCGCCUACUACAGCGAAACCUCAACGGUGACUGCUUCCGUCAAGCUAUUCGCCUCGCCGCAGCAGCCCUUUCAGUUCAGCUUGCGAUUUCGGUUCGUUUCGCGCCAAGAAGCGAUAGUUCGCUUUGGUUCGCCCGCGUCGCCGCUGGAACGCGGUCAGGUGGCGCCAGGUACUUACUGCACGCGGCAAUUCGAGGAGUGCUACCGGAAGCCGUGCCGCCUACAGUCCCCCAACUAUCCCGGCAUGUACCCGCGCAACGUUUCGUGCUAUUGGAGUCUGCGUCAGAAGGUCGUGCCGACGUGUAAGCACGCGAUGAUUGCCGUACGACAGGAGGCGGCGCAUAAGAUGCACAUGAAAAGGUCGAUAAGCGUCCUCGGUCUUAACAAGACAGUUCGGGCGUUAAGAGCUUGGAGGGACUGUACGGGCGAGCGCGACCAUCUAAUCUUCUACGACGGAGGUUCAACGAAUGAUCCGGUGCUCGCGAAGUAUUGCGGCGGAGACUGGUUGCCGCGAGUCGUAUCGCGAGGGCCCGAAAUGCUCGUAGCUUUCCAUUCGUCCCCCUUUAGCAUUCCGCUUCACUCCCCUCCCUCCCAAUCGCCGCUGAGGGGAUUUGAGCUCGACGUCGAUGUCAUUUUCGCCGACUCCGACUCGUUAGACUACUCGCAUGAGCUUUUAGGUUGCGAGUUUGAUGUAAACGCUACAGAUCCGGACGGUGACGAUAUAUGGACCGGACGAGGACGUAAAGGCCGAUUGAUCAGUCCUCGCCAUUCUUUACCUCCGAACACAACGUGCACGUAUAAAUUUAAAGGCUAUCCUGGUGACCUUAUUUGGUUGAGUUUUACUUCGUACAGUCAGCGUGCGCUUCUGGUUGGCGAAAGUGCGCAUGUACUUCUCGGCAAUAGCUCGACCAGCGGAGGGUGUGCCACAAAGUUGAGAAUAUGGGAUGGAAAUGUUUUACUAGAGGACAAAUGCGAUGAACCACCAAGACUAUGUGAUCACAGCGCUCUAAGUAACGCCACCAGGUUUACAAGACCGUGCGCGAUGUCGGAAAGUUACCUGUCUACUGGGAGAAGCCUAGUUCUGCAGCAUCACACCGAGGAUGGCACCGCGUUGCAUCCAGCCGGUUUCAAACUCAAGUACGAGUUUGUGGAUACGCGUAUCGGGGGAGAGGCCUGGCCGGCUAAAGAUGCCCCAGGUCCUUGUCAUCGUGUUUUUCGGAAGGGUCACGUGGGAGAACUUAUGUCGCCUAGAAACGUGUUUUUGUACGGCCGUGGAGGCAGCAAUGAUCUUCAUUGUGUGUAUCGCUUGGAAGCCAACCCGGGCGAGCGCGUACGGUUAGUGUUAAAUAACGCAUCAUUUGGAAUGAACACUUUGUGUUCGACAUCCACUGAUCCACACAGUGGGCGUGCAAUUUGCGAUUACCAAAGCGGGGGGCGCACAGUGGAGCUGAGCGUGUGGGAGCUGCCGUGGAAAGAUGUUAGAAUGCCAAGGGCAUGUUUAUGUGAUAAUACUACUUUAAAUAAUAAACCGAUCGUGUUCCUAUCUUCAUCUAGAAGUUUAGAACUACAUUUCACUGCCAAAGAUAUGAAUAUAACCGAGGACUUUACCGAUUUAUAUUUUCACGCAACUUUUGAACUGGUGAGUAUGGCCGAAUGUCCAAGAAAGCAGAGAAUACGAGGGUUCGGAGGCGACGUUUAUUUCGCCAGUCCUCCUGUUGAACGGCCAGAGUUGUUGUGCUCUGGCCUGCCGUGGUUAGUGGAAGCCAGAAGUAAUAGAAGUUUGUUUUUGUUGUCGUGGGGUGCCUUUUUGCCGCUUAAACCGCGACUGGAGGAACCCACGCGCUGCCCUACCGUGAAUCGAGUGCUAAUUUAUUCUGGAAAACCUCCACGUCUAGUGCGCGCGUUGUGUCCUGCAGAACCUGGCGCUCGACCUUUGGCAGUUCACGUGUUUAGUGAAGAGUGGUGGGGUGAUGGAAUGCUACAGUCGCGGACGCCUAACUUUCUUGUCGAAUGGGUUGGGGGCGAACCGGGCGUGGGCGCGUUCAGUUGGCUCGAAAUUUCUAGGUCUAAGGCGUCGCUACUGCAGCAGCUGCAAGUUCCUGUCAACACCAGUGAUAAUGACACGGAGUUGCAGUGCCUCCAUCGUUGCCCCGAAUUGGACGCGUGCAUCAAUCCGUCGUUAUGGUGCGACGGUAAAGAUCACUGCCCUUCGGGUUGGGAUGAAUCGGAAUCUCAGUGCGGAUCGGCAUCGCGACUCCUAACUUCGCUACCAGGGGCCACAAUUGCAGCCGCGGGCGCCGUUGCUGUCUCGCUUCUGCUAUUACUAUGCCUAACGGCGCAUCGAAUAAGAGUGAGGAGAAGAAGAAAACUAGCGAAGAAGAAGCUUUUGACGGGACCUCGUCUAUUAGAUUCCAGUAUUAACUCUUGACACAAAGCACCCCCCGUAGAAUACAUACAUGUUGACCGAGAAACGACCGUAUGAGAUCAGCUUUCUUCGGGCUCCUCCGUCCCCUUGCUCACUUCUUAUCUAUUGGUGCCUUUCUGUGAUAUGCGGGUUGGUGACGCUUUGUUGUGUGUGCAAAAAUCCGAAAGUGUAACGAAAACUGACUUUAACUUUUAAUUCCAAAUCUAAAACGCUAAUGUUGAACUUUUCUAAGACAAUCGCUCCUGAAACGUGCCAAAUAAACAAUUUGAAUUAAAUGUGAAUUAUGUGUUAGAACUAUUGGCGCAGUAUUGCUUAAAAGUGCAAAGGACCGGCGUGAUGAUUUAACACGUUUUUCGUUCCCCCUUUGAUUUGUUUUCUUAACUGUGUCCCAGUUCGAAUUAUUAAUUCAGGGAACUUCGAUAAGUUUGCGCAGGUGGUAGGCCCCAUUUGAAUAUUUAUACGUUCAACCUCAAAACUUUUACUCGUUAUAGCCGAGAUGUGAUAAGAUUAACAAACGUUCCGUUUUAUAAUUUUCGCUAUAAAUUAAACUAAUCCGAUGCUGGAAGUUUAAAAGAUGUAGGGAGAGUGAAUAAAAAAAUGUUUGGAGUACUCCGAAGCCUUACGGAUAUAUUUUAUCCGCAAUGCUCAUAAAUAAAUUUGAUACACUGGCGUCGUAAGGGUGCGCGUUUUAUAUUUUGAUCACGAAUUUUAAACUUUGAUAAGUGGUGUGCUCUGAUAAAGCUAGAUAAUCUGUUACUUUUUAUACAGCUUAUGAUUUAAAAGUUUUUAAACGGGAAAACCGAAGAGUAUUGGGUCCAAUUUCCCUUUAUUAAAUCAGAACAGUCAAUUUAUGAAAGUUUCCUAGCAUUUAUUUCGCAUUGAUUAUAUGUUUUUGGCUAUCGUCUAGUUCAAAUCGUAUCGGGCAGAUCGUUUGUUCUAGCGUCGAAGUCAAAGCUAAAAAUAAUUUUAAAGUCGUUCCCUGAAUCUUAACUAUUCAAUGUCUUAAUGCCCAACGAUUGAUGGGUCUACUUCGGGGAUACCAUACUGACAUUGGCUACCAUCAUGACAGUUUAUUCUGAAAUACAAGCAAUGGACUAAUUAAAAAUCGCAAACGGGUUCAAUUUCAAUUGCGUAUCAGUUGCAAUAGUGAAAACAAGUUGCACUGUCAAAAGAAAUCCUCAACAUACUAGUUUAUCUCUUGGCAUUUUGGAUUUUCUUUUAAGUUUUGCAAGGUUAUUAACUACAAUGCAGUAACUAUACUAUGUCCUAUAUUGACCUAUGGAGACCCCUGGUUUCGAAAAAAUUGCGAAGAAACUUUUCGAAAGUUGACUAACUCCUGCUAUUGGGGUUACCAUCUUUUGAAAACAAAAAUGUAGGUAUUUCCAACCUUUUCACUUGGAUUUAGACAUUUUUGGUUUUGCUUUAACUUAUUAGGACUCAGUUUUUCUCCUAGGUAGAUUUCUUAGUUUAAACCUAAUCAUUUCUAAAGCUCGGCAGCAGCAGAACUGAACUAAGACAUGCAAUUAAAUGGCAUUUUUUUAACUAAAGAGGCCGUUCUGUUGAUACUAAAAUUGUUCACUUUAGCCAUCAAUCUCAUCUUAAAAAACGUAUUGUCAGAGAUACCUAAUUUCUAAUCUUCAUCAUAAACGUUUUUGUACAUUGAUCCAAUCUCCUGAUUAAAUAUUAUGAUGCAGUUUAUAAAGACGCCCAUAAAAUUGUCUAUUACCUAAGUGCUAAUGCACUUCUUCAGGUGCACCGUCGAAAGGUAAAAAGAAACAAAUUUAAAAUGAUGCGGGUGGUAACUAAAACUCUUCAAUAUAUGAGGGCGUUCGGCUUUUUGCAGAAAUAAGGCAAACAAGUUUCAAGCAAGAGUUGAGUUUACGUUGGUCGUUAGCAAAAGUUACAAAUAGUUUGUGGAAAAAAAGGCUCACAAGAAAUUCAGCAUUUAAAACCGCAAGCUUUGAAACCAAAACUUAAUAUUAACAAACAGAGCAAAGCAUUAAGUACACUUCGGGUAAAACAGUUGAUAACUGCUUUACCAACAGAUACAGCGUAGCACGUACUGCAUUUAUAAUCAAAACUUUGUAAUAUCGCACAACGUACUCCAAAGCCGAAAGCGUAUUUUCGCAAUUGCAUUUACUGUUCUGCACUCCAUUACGGUAAUACAUUUCAGAUUGGUUAACGCUUGCCAAAAAUUUUUAUUCACCGUCUAAAACAUGCGCUUUUGAAAUUCCGUUUAAUGCAAUUUUAAAUGCACUAUUCAGCCGUUGCAAUUUCAUAACUACUGCUCCUUUGAGUUGUACGUAAAAUUGCAAAUUCAUCACCUUUGUACUUUUCUCUCACGGAAACUUUAAAGGAAAAUUUAAAUUUUAAAUAUAUCCCUCUUCUUUUGACUGCAAGGCGAAAUUUGCGCCGCGAGAAAAAAUAGAAAAGCUCGCAGGGAAUUAAUUAUAAAGUUUCGGGGGGUGACGUUUUUAUUGUUUCUCCAUUUAUUAAAUACGUCACGUUUGUUCGACAAGAAUUGCAGUGGACGAUCUUUAUAUUGAUGGAGGGGGUGGAGUUUUAAAUUUUUUAUACAUGUACCCUAAAAGUUGCCGUUUCUGUCCUAAACCAACUAAGUUACUGUCACCAUAAAUAUUUGAUAACGGUUUCUGAGUGAAAAGUUAAAGAUAGAACCCUUCAUCUUGAUUUAUACGGUUUCAACCUCCAUGCAGUCGUAACUCUAGUCCUAUUUACUACGAGAGAUAGUAAUCUACCGAGUUUCCAGAGCUUCGGGAUAAUUUUUUCGAACUAAUUUCGAGCUUUGUUUCUGAUUAAGUCUAUCCCCCGCCGUUCCAAAGUAACCGGCGUGAAAUUUAAUCCGAAGAUUUUCCGCUAUAAUUUCUUAACCAACUCGAACGCCGCCGCAAAGUUUAAGCCACUCGAAAGAAAGGCGAGAUUUCUAUAUUCAUUUACCUUAAUGUUUAAUUCAACGCGUUUAUAAUUAAAUACACUAAGUUCCAUGGAAAAAUUCCGGUCCGAGAAUGUGGACAGUAUGAAAUACGUCCGGCCAUAAAAAUGUUUCGUGGGAAAGUUCUUGCUAGUUCUGCCCUUUUUUUUAUUUUAGUCGAGACUGGAGUUAUCAAAAAAAAAAACGUGAACAAUGGCCCGAUGUAUCACCCUUUAACGAACCUCGACCGUAUCGUGCUUAAAUACGCCCGAAACAGCCCCUGAAAUAUGCUGGUUCGGGUUUUCCAUUUUAUGAAAGCGGCGCGGUAGUGCAUAUAUUUUCGUUAAAAAGCAUUCGCUUCAUUCGUUUUGCAAUCCAAUUUAGCUACUUACGAGGGUUUUUUUUUCUUUACUGCGCCACUUUAAGGCGACCGUAUCAACAAUAUUUGAAUAGCCUAAUUUGCAUUCGCAAUCCACCUCUAUGUUACGAAAUAAGAUGGAAGGGCAUUUAAUUAAAUGUUCGUCCGGUGUGGACGUUUUGGUCUACCCUCUUUUCGAGAUUGCCCAAAAAUGCGGUAUAAAAGGCAGCCGUUCCAAAUGCAUUUCCGACAAAGUUACUAAUAAAUAUAACUUCAAAAACAAAUUCGACGUAUCCAUGUAUAAUUUUUCAUAGAAAGUUAGUUCUUUUUGAAUGGCCGUUUUCCAUUCUUAGUCAGUAAUUCCAAUAUCAAAAUUUUGUGGAACUCAUUCUAUUGCCAACAAACAAGAAACCUCACCAAUAUAGACAACGAGCGACAAAGUCACUUCCGGUUGACGAAUAUUGACCAAAAUUCAAUCAAUUAGUCCCUUGAUCAUUGUAUACCUCUUCGUAAAAACAGAAUUGGAAAAUUCGAAACCGUUAACGAGUUAACGGACGGACGGACAGAAAAUCCAAAACUAUAACCUCACUGUUUGUCGCUCGUUACCUAAUAAGUUUCGUAUACUCUUGAAAAUAUUUCGGUUUGUUUAAGUAGUGUAAAUAAUAUCGAAAAACGAUUGUUGCUAAAACUUAUAUUUUGUAAUGAAGUGGAUGAUCCAUAUUCUUAUAUUUGGGAUGUAGUAUAAAUAUAUUAUUUAUUUAUAUUUUGUAUUUUUUCUUUGGGCAAAGAUAACUACCCUUGAACCCACUCUCAAAAUCCCUUACUACAGCUUUGAAUUUCAAAAAAUCAUCUAAUUUUUCGUUUGUAUUACAUUUUAAAGAAAACUCUUUAACGCUAAAAUUCAAAGGAGCCACAAAUGUGCGGAAACUGGCAAAUAAUGUGGAACUUAAUUUGCGCAGAAUUUCAAACUGGACGUCAAAUCUGCCUUAGAAGUUAUCAAAGAACUAUACAGGGUGCCCAUUAUGUAUGGAAUAUAGUACUAUGCGAUCAAAAAUGAGUUGCUGUCGAGCCGCC